AGGUGGCAGUUUUUGCCGUGGCGCCCGCGCUGCUGUGAAGAUGCUGGCCGCGGGCUACGCGAUAAAGGGAGGCGGCACCGCGGGGAAGUCCCAGCUGAGUAAUCGCGGCCGCGAGCGGAGUGUGUUCUGGGACGCCGCUGUGUCGGCGUCGGCCAGGGAGGCGUGAGGAGGAGCCGGGCGUCUGCAGCCGUUCUCGCCCUCGGCGCCCCGCCGCCAUCUCCACCAUGCAGUCCCGGGAAGACGCCCCGCGCUCUCGCCGCCUCGCCAGUCCCCGCGGCGGGAGGCGGCCCAAGAGGAUUUCCAAGCCGUCGGUGUCGGCCUUUUUCACGGGCCCGGAGGAAUUAAAGGACACGGCCCAUUCUGCAGCCCUCCUGGCACAGCUCAAGUCUUUCUACGACGCGCGGCUGCUGUGCGAUGUGACCAUCGAGGUGGUGACGCCUGGCAGUGGGCCCGGCACGGGGCGCCUCUUCUCGUGCAACCGCAACGUGCUGGCGGCGGCUUGCCCCUACUUCAAGAGCAUGUUCACGGGGGGCAUGUACGAGAGCCAGCAGGCCAGCGUGACCAUCCACGACGUGGAUGCCGAGUCCUUCGAGGUCUUGGUGGACUACUGCUACACUGGUCGCGUGUCGCUGAGCGAGGCCAAUGUGCAGCGCCUGUACGCGGCCUCAGACAUGCUCCAGCUGGAGUAUGUGCGUGAAGCCUGUGCUUCCUUCCUGGCUCGCCGACUUGACCUGACCAACUGCACUGCCAUCCUCAAGUUUGCCGAUGCCUUUGACCACCACAAGCUGCGAUCUCAGGCUCAGUCCUUCAUAGCUCACAACUUCAAGCAGCUCAGCAGGAUGGGCUCCAUCCGGGAGGAGACGCUGGCAGAUCUGACGCUGGCCCAGCUGCUGGCCGUCCUGCGUCUGGACAGUCUGGAUGUAGAGAGUGAGAAGACUGUGUGUCAUGUGGCGGUGCAGUGGCUGGAGGCUGCUCCCAAAGAGCGGGGCCCCAGUGCUGCUGAAGUCUUUAAGUGUAUUCGUUGGGCACACUUCCCUGCACAAGAGCAGGACUACCUAGAGGAGCUCCUGACCAAGCCUAUUGUGAAGAAAUACUGCCUGGACAUUAUUGAAGGGGCCCUCCUGCAGCUGCGAUUUGAUGAUGGUUUGCCCAAGGCUUUGGUUCGGGUGCCAAGCAGCAGCAGUAACAGUAGCAGCAACAAUAGCAAUAGUAAUAACAACAAUGACACCAGCAAUACUAUUGUCCCUGUAGAAAAAAGUGCAUCCCAUAGGUUAGGGAUGUGUGUCAAGAGAAUGAUGGUUUUCUUUGGACACCCCAAACAUCUCUUUCUCUCUUGUGACCCAUACUCUGAGGAAAUUUACAAAGUGUCCUUGCCUGUGAGUUGCCUUGCACACACUAGAACUCUCACCACCUUAGCUGUCUACGACCAUGACCUCUAUCCCACUGUUCAGCCCAGGAAAGUUAUAUGGGUAUAUAAGCCAGCCCAAAGUAAUUUGCAGCAAUUGACUGGCCACUUUCUGUGUCCAGAAUGUAUGGAUGUUACAUAUUUGAAUGGCUACAUUUACAUUUUGGGUGGACGAGACCCUGUUACUGGAGCCAAAUUAAAGGAUGUGGAAUGCUACAGGGUCCAGAAGAACAAGUGGCCAUUAGUGGCUCAACUACUACAUUCCUUUACAUCAUUUGACUUAAUGGUGAUUCUGUGUUCUCUGCAGUACACAUUUGCUAUGUAGUGGUGCAAGCCAUAUUCUGUGGCUGAAGUGUGUUUCUCUGAAGCUCAGUGACUUUUGCGAAGCCUGUGUCUUCAAUGAUGAGAUCGCCUGUAUCAGUAACAUCCCAGUCAUAAAGAUAUACAAUCCACUUAGUGCAGAAUGGAGACAAAUUAAUAUGCCUUUCAUAGUAGGGACUAGUGGUUAUUAGAUUAUCACACAUGACCAAAAACUGUUAUCACCUCAUAUACCCUUGUACAGUUGAAAAAACACAGGGUGACUUUGUAUGACAGUUGAGAAAACCAGUAAUAUAGGUUCCACAUUAGGCCUCUUGAGGUUUGACCUUUUAUCCGUGUGUGUGUGUGUGUGUGUGUGUGUGUGUGUGUGUGUGUGUCUCAGCCCAUGUGUUCCACAUUAGGCCUCUUGAGGUUUGACCUUUUAUCCGUGUGUGUGUGUGUGUGUGUGUGUGUCAGCCCAUGUGUUUCUGCUUUGAACCUAGUGAGUUUCCUGACUGAACAGAUAUUUAGUGUAUUUAGUUUUACUUGGGACUUAGGCAGGUUAGAAUUUUUUUUUUCAGAAAGUUCAAAUUCUUUUUAUGAUGAAGAUUUUGGUAUAGAUAGUAGAUCAGUGAAAUUUACAAGACCAGCAAUGUUUGUUAUAGUUCCGUAGAAAAUUCUUGAGAAAGGCACCUUUACCUAUUCAUAAUGUUAUAAGGGAGUUAAUUUGAAAAUUUGGUUUAGAAGAAAUACAUUGAAAUAUAUAAUUCAAUGUGAAAAAUGUAGCACUCUAGUUAUUUAACUUAUUGAGCUCCAAAUCCAGAGAUUUGCUAUUAUGUUUAUAUUUCAUUAUAUUAAUUUAUUUUUUACAUUUUAUUUUGUAGUUAGUGCUACAAAUGCUGUAAGGUUUUAAUUUAAAAUUUUUUAUGUUAGAAACGUGUAUAAUAAUUACUAGCUAGUGUUUUUGAAGAUAAUAUUUUUCAGAACAAUGUAGUAGGUUUUCACAGUGUUAAACUGCCUGCCUGUCCAUCCAUCAUCUAUGUAUCUAUCCAUCUAUCAUCUGUCUAUCUAUCUAUCUGUCUAUCGUUUAGAAGUGACUUGUAUCCAUCCAUCCAUCAUCAUCAUCUAUCUAUCUGUCUAUCUAUAGUUUAGAAGUGACAUCUAUCUAUCUAUCUAUCUAUCUAUCUAUCUAUCUAUCUAUCUAUCUAUAUCUAUAAUUUAGAAGUGACUUGGCUCCGAGCAAGGAUAUACUGACUGCACACUCUUGUUUUGUUCUGUAUGUUCUGAAUGUUCUGUAUGAGGUUUGCCAAUCUUACAAAAUUCCACAAAGCUUUAUGUAGGAGCCAUCAGAUCAAAGAUCAAUAUGAACUGUUAUGUUUAAAAUGGUAUGAGUCAGAGCUGACCACCAGGCAUCACUUCCUUUACCUGCAUAUGAACUUGUGGUUUUUGUGGUUUUUUUCCCUUAUAAGCUGACAGAAAGGGAUAUCCCAUUGUUACAGUUCAGAUAAUUCUGAACUAUGUCUCCAGUCUGGUCAUUCAAUAAACUCAUUGCUUAGCUAAGAUCAGUGUUCUUAUGGUUUGUGUGGUGAUUCCUGAACCCUAACACUAAGUUCUGCUUUCUUUGGAGAUCAACAAACAGCUAUCUGCUUGAGACAGCUUUUUUCCAAUUCUCUCUC
Messenger RNA from Apodemus sylvaticus (European woodmouse), 3378 nucleotides. Its product is annotated as kelch repeat and BTB domain-containing protein 6-like. The record is from RefSeq and is a predicted model, not a curated record. Bases 225 to 1730 code for a protein of 501 amino acids. Lineage: Eukaryota; Metazoa; Chordata; Mammalia; Rodentia; Muridae. Gene Ontology annotation, molecular function: protein binding. The transcript has a single exon.